AUGCACUACCACCCCCCGCCUCGUCACGAUAUACAUGCGCUUCUGCAGCAUGAACCUGUAGCAUCCGUACUCGGGACCGAGAUCCAGAGGGAAGGCACAGGCUUUGCCGAUCUGGAACUCCGGCAAUAUUUAACUUCAUAUGCCAUGUUACAAGAGCAGCUGUUUGAGCCAUCCAUCUGGCAUCUGGUAGACAGUGUUCGUAUCUAUGGUGCAUUUGACGUACUUGCAUCCGGUGCAAUUGCCCUCGUCGACAUCCCUGAUUUCGGAGAUGCAAAUAAAAAAGGUUCAACAAAGCGAACUAACGAAUACAUCAAAAAUAUUGAAGUAGUAGUACUGGGUUCGAACGGCAAGGUGAAUAGCUUUGUCUCACCGCUCGUUAUUUUAUCAGUUGCAGACAUCAGGCGGGCAGCUGAUGACCAGGCCACGCGUGAAUACUUUGAGAAAUUGUAA
Molecule: messenger RNA, 450 nt
Organism: Suillus paluster
Lineage: Eukaryota; Fungi; Basidiomycota; Agaricomycetes; Boletales; Suillaceae
Exons: 6
Coding region: 1-450 (149 amino acids)
Source: RefSeq, a predicted model, not a curated record